Molecule: messenger RNA, 2376 nt
Organism: Rangifer tarandus platyrhynchus (Svalbard reindeer)
Lineage: Eukaryota; Metazoa; Chordata; Mammalia; Artiodactyla; Cervidae
Source: the annotation of a GenBank genome assembly
AUGCAGGUACUCAUGAUGCUGCUGGCCACAGGGGCCACCUACUACCUGGGCCUGCUGGCAGCAGCUGCAACAGCCGUCAACCCUGGCCGACCUGACACCCCUGGCUCACUGCCCGCUCACCGGCGCCAGAAGAGAGACUGGAUCUGGAAUCAGAUGCACAUUGACGAAGAGAGAAAUGACUCGCUGCCCCAUUACGUGGGCAAGGUUAAAUCGAGUGUGAACCGCAAAAAUGCCGAGUACCAGCUCAGAGGAGAGUCUGCCGGCAAGGUCUUCCGCGUCGACGAGAACACAGGAGACGUGUAUGCCUUAGAGAGGCUGGACAGGGAGAAGGUCUCUGAGUACCACCUCACUGCCCUCGUGGUGGACAAGGGCACCAAGACGAACCUGGAGGCUCCUUCCAGCUUCACCAUCAAAGUCCACGACGUCAACGAUAACUGGCCUGUGUUCACCCACCGGGUGUUCAAUGCCUCCGUGCCCGAGAUGUCAGGGAUAGGGACCUCGGUCAUCCAGGUGACUGCAGUGGAUGCAGACGACCCCACGGUGGCAGACCACGCCUCUGUCGUGUACCAGCUCACGAAGGGAAAAGAAAACUUCGACAUCCGUAACAUGGUUCCUGACAGGACACAUUUUGCAGGACUCAUUGUCACCAUGAACAAAAACCUGGACCGAGAGAUGCAGGACAAGUACGAGGUUGUGGUGGAAGCAGAAGAUGCCCAGGGCCGCCGGGGGGAGUCAGGCACAGCCACCGUGUUCAUCACUCUGCAGGACGUCAACGACAACUUCCCCAUCUUCACCCAGACCAGGUACACGUUUUCUGUGCCAGAAGACAUCCGUGUGGGCAGCCCCCUGGGCUCUCUGUUUGUUGAGGACCCAGACGAGCCCCAAAACCGGAAGACCAAGUACAGCUUCGUGCAGGGCGCGUACAGGGACACCUUCACCAUCGAGACGGACCCCACCCACAACGAGGGCAUCAUCAAGCCCAUAAAGCCCCUGGACUAUGAACGCAUCCGGCAAUACAGCUUCACCAUCGAGGCCACAGACCCCACCAUUGACCUCCGCUACCUGGGCAGCACCUCCCCCAAGAACAUCGCCCGUGUCAUUAUCAACGUCACAGACGUGGAUGAGCCCCCCAUCUUCCAGCAGCCUUUUUACCACUUCCAGCUGCAGGAGAACCAGAAGAAGCCUCUGAUUGGCUCAGUGCUGGCCAAGGACCCUGACGCUGCUCAACGGGACAUCAGGUACUCCAUCCGUAGGACCAGUGACAAGGGCCAGUUCUUCGGAAUAACCAAGAAAGGGGAUAUUUACAAUGACAAAGAACUGGACAGAGAAGUGCACCCUUGGUACAACCUGACAGUGGAAGCCAAAGAGGUGGAUCCUAGUGGGACUCCCACGGGCAAAGAAUCCAUCGUGCAGGUCCACAUUGAAGUUAUGGAUGAGAAUGACAACGCCCCAGAGUUUGCCAAGCCCUAUGAGCCCAAAGUGUGUGAGAAUGCCCCCCAGGGCAAGCUGGUCGUGCAAAUCUCGGCAAUAGACAAGGAUAUAACACCACGAGAUGUGAAGUUCAAGUUCUCCCUGAGCACUGAGGACAGCAACUUCACCCUCAUUGAUAAUCACGAUAACACGGCCAACAUCAUAGUCAAGUACGGGUAUUUUGACCGGGAGCGUGCCAAGGUCCACCACCUGCCCGUGCUCAUCUCAGACAAUGGGAGGCCCAGCCUCACAGGCACCAGCAUGCUGCACGUGACCGUGUGCAAAUGCAACGAACAGGGCGAGUUCACCUUGUGUGAGGAGAUGGCCGCCCAGGCAGGCAUCAGCAUCCAGGCGCUGGUCGCUAUCUUCCUCUGCAUCCUCACCAUCGCAGUGAUCACCCUGCUCAUCAUUCUGCGGAGGCGGCUCCGGAAGCAGGCCCGCGCCCACGGCAAGAGCGUGCCGGAGAUCCACGAGCAGCUGGUCACCUACGAUGAGGAGGGCGGCGGCGAGAUGGACACCACCAGCUACGAUGUGUCGGUGCUCAACUCAGCGCGCCACAGCGGGGCCAAGCCCCCGCGCCCGGCGCUGGACGCGCGGCCGCCCCUCUACGCUCAGGUGCAGAAGCCACCGCGGCAAGCGCCCGGGGCGCACGUGCCCGGGGAGAUGGCCACGAUGAUCGAGGUGAAGAAGGACGAGGCGGACCACGACGGCGGCGGCCCGCCCUACGACACGCUGCACAUCUACGGCUACGAGGGCGCCGAGUCCAUCGCCGAGUCCCUCAGCUCCCUGGGCACGGGCUCAUCGGGCUCGGACAUUGACUACGACUUUCUCAACGACUGGGGGCCCAGGUUCAAGAUGCUGGCCGAGCUGUACGGCUCGGACCCCCAGGAGGAGCUGGUCUAUUAG